Molecule: messenger RNA, 6093 nt
Organism: Mytilus trossulus (common blue mussel)
Lineage: Eukaryota; Metazoa; Mollusca; Bivalvia; Mytilida; Mytilidae
Product: probable polyketide synthase 1
Exons: 4
Coding region: 1-6093 (2030 amino acids)
Biological process (GO): fatty acid biosynthetic process
Molecular function (GO): 3-oxoacyl-[acyl-carrier-protein] synthase activity; fatty acid synthase activity
Source: RefSeq, a predicted model, not a curated record
AUGAAUGACGACUUUUUGAUUGGACUUCCCAAUACAAGACAUGAAUUAAACAACUUUGUUGUCACUGGUAUGGCACCGAGUAUCACAUCUAAUAGAAUUUCAUAUUAUUUUGAUUUAAGAGGACCUUCAAUGACACUAGAUACAGCAUGCUCCUCUGCAUUAGUUGCUGUUCAUCUUGGAUGUCAGUCGAUUCGCUCCGGUGAAAGUGAAAUAGCAAUAUGUGGUGGAGUAAACAGUUUAUUGUCACCAUUGCCUUUUAUGGCACUGAGUAAGGCAAAAAUGAUUUCCCCAACAGGAAAAAGUCGUGCUUUCUCGAAGGAUGCAAAUGGAUAUGUUAGAGGAGAAGGUUGUGGAAUUGUCAUUCUAAAAAACUACAAACAGACUGUAUCGAUCGAUUUAAAAUUUGACUCAUUUUUUAUGCAGGCACAGUUGGAUGGCGACCAGAUUUGGGGUUUGAUCGCAACAGGGUGUAAUCAGGACGGCCAUACGAAUACUCCGAUUACUGCACCAUCAAGCAAACAACAACAGUCACUUCUAACAGAUAUGUACUCUACAUUUAAAGUUGAUCCAGCAACCAUACAGUAUAUUGAAGCACAUGGUACUGGAACUCCAGUUGGCGACCCAAUUGAAGUGAAAGCCUUGGCAACAUUUUUUGCCUCGCAUGUUGAAGGCAAUAAGAUUUUAAUUGGUUCAGUGAAAACAAACAUAGGUCAUCUUGAGUCAUCGGCUGGAACAGCAGGUUUGAUAAAAACUCUUCUCAUGAUGAAACAUAGACAGUUUGUUCCAUCUCUUCAUUUUAAUAAGGACAAUGCAAAUCCUGCCAUUCCCUUUAAUGAUAUCCCGCUACAAGUUACAAUAGAUGUUACAGAUUGGAAAGCCUAUCCUGACGGAUCAAGGAUUGCAUGUGUGAACUCUUUUGGGUUUGGAGGUACAAAUUGUCAUGCAAUUGUAAAACAUAUGCAGAACUCAAGGUCACCACAUACUAAUCAAAGCGAAUACGUUUUGAUUUCCUUUUCUGCAAAUAGUUUGGAAGCUUUAAUGAAAACAACAGAUCACACACAAAAAUGUUUAGCUACGUCUCGAUAUAACCCCAUAGAUCUCUCUUAUACAUCUUUGGUAAAACGGAACCAUUUCACAUUCCGUAUGCAAUGUGUAGCUUCUAAUCAAGAAGAAUUAGAAAAAGAAAUUUUGAGAAAAUCCUCCAAAAUCGAUUCUAGAAAGAUCGAUGGUACAAUAGAAACCAAUCUGGUUUUUCUAUUCUGUGGCGUAGGAACAGUGUGGAAAGGUACAUGUCAGCAGAUGUUAGCUACGUACAAACAUUUCAGAAAAAAGUUUCGAGAGGUAGACGAAGAACUUCAAAAAUAUACUGAUUUUUCUCUGUUUGAUGAAGUUCAAAAACCUGAAGAUAGUAUAGCAAGUGAUCCAUUUAAAGGCCCAUUGAUAAUUUUUGCCUGUCAGGUUUCUUUAUUUCAUUUAUGGACAGUUUUAAAAGUACGACCUAACGUUAUUAUAGGCCAGUCUGUUGGAGAAGUAGCCGCAGCACAUGCUUCUGGAUGCUUAAGUCUAAGUGAUGCAGUGAAGAUAAUAUACCAUCGGUCUUUUCUUUCUGCUAAAGCGAGGGGUGGUUCCAUGAUGGUGAUAGGUAAAUGCAAUGUAAAGGAAAUUCAUUCACUUUGUACAGAAUACAACAAUAAAGUUUGUAUAGCAGUGUACAGUAGCGAAGAAGCUUGUGUCGUUUCUGGAGACAAGGAUGCAAUCCAAGAUAUGAAGUCUAAACUGGAUCAAGAAAUGCCACAUCUUUUAAAGAAGGAACUAGAUGUUGGUUGUGCUUAUCACAGUUAUCACAUGAAUACUGUUAGUAGGGAAAUUGAAAACAAGUUAUUCGAUAUCUCAGGGAAUGCACCAACGAUUAAAUUGAUAUCAACUGUUACAGGUACAACAAUCAAAGAUAAUGCAAUGGGAUUGCCUUCGUACUGGACAAGAAAUUUAACAGAUCCUGUUUUACUUAAGAAAGCAGUUGCAUGUGCCUUACAUAAAAAUAGUAUAAAUGUCAUUGUAGAAAUUGGUCCAAAGCCUGUUGUUAAAGCUCACCUGAAAAAUAUUACAGACUUUCACGCCAUUUCUAUACCAUCUAUGAACCAACCAAAGGAACAAUACACUUUUACCUGUGCUCUUGGUGAUCUGUAUGAGCAUAGAAUACAUGUUAAGUGGAGUAAACUAUUUAAAGGGGACGAAAAUGUUGUUGACAUUCCAAGAUAUAAAUUCUUUCGCGAGGCAAACUUGGUCAAUGCUGAUUCGAUGAAAGCAGGUCUAAGACUGGAGUUCAAGAAAUCAGACAAUCACCCUUUUAUAUCUGAGGCACCAAUGUCAAAGGAUUUUCGAGUUGAUAUAAACCCUAACACCGCGCCUUAUGUAUAUGAACAUCGUGUUCAUGGAAGAAAAAUUGCACCCGGUGCGCUUCAUGCUGAAAUUGGACUAACAGUCGCUACUAGGGUUUUAAGUUUGUCGUUUACUCAAAUUGAACUAGAUUUGCAAUUUAUACGUCCACUAGCUGUAGGUCAAGAUCAAUCUGUUGAAUUACGUGCAAUUAUCACCGACAAUAUAUAUUUCGAAGUUAAAAGAAAUGCAGAUACCAUUUGCAAAGGAAAAAUGAGUAAAGCAGGACGACAAGUUUUGAAGCACAUCAGUCUUUCACAGGUCAAGAAAAGAUGUAAGACUCAAGUCAAGUCAUCAAGUUUCUAUGGCCUUUUAAAAAUAAUUGGAUUUGAGUAUGGUGAAAGUCUUACGGUAAUUGGUGACUGUUUAAAAUCAGAAGACGAAUAUGUUGCAGAAAUGAAUUUACCCCCUUCCAUUUCAAGCUGCUUAAAUAGUCAUAGUUUCCACCCAUCUAUUCUUGAUGGUGCCUUGCAAACGGUCGCUCUUUGUUACGCCAAUAUUCAAGAAAAUGAGUUGCAGAAGAGACCGAUACCAGUCAGAAUUGCCUCCUUAAAGGUUUAUAAACCAAUGGAACCGAAAAUGCAUAUUAUAGGAAAACGUAUGAAAUCAACCUCAAGCGGUAUCAGCUUGAAUCUUUUCAUAGUGAAUGAUGAUGGAGAGAUAGUCAUUGAGAUUAAAGGAUACGAGAUUAAAAACAUCGCACAAGGCGUACCACAGGAGAACAUUAAUGACAAACUCUACAAAAUCAUUUGGAAACCAAUUGACAAUAGCCAUGAGCAAAGUAAUGAAAUAAGAAAAAUAUUUUCUAUAACGUUUACAAAUGAUGCUAAACAGAUAUUAGAAAACAUUUUCAAAGACGAAAAUCACUAUAUUGUAUCUUUGCCAUUUGAUUACGAGAGAAUAACAAUACAAGAACUGUUGGAGGUACUAUUCAAAUACAUGGAAACUAAAUUUGAAAGAACGGAAAAUAUUUCACAUAUUUUGUUCUUUCCCGGACUAUCGUGUAGAUCUAUAGAUCAGAGCACAGAUGAGAUAUUUACUGCUGUAAAAGCAUCGUGUGUUGUACUUGCCAAUUUAAUACAGCAUCUUGUUAAGGAAAGAAUGGGCGAAAUACCAACGUAUAUCAUAACGAAACAAACACAGAUGAUGGUAAACAAUGAAGGUGAAUCUUGGGUUAAUGUUAUAGGAUCUGAGUUAUGGGGCAUGGUGAGAUGUAUUCUGAGGGAGAGAAUAUUAUCAAGUUUACGCUUGAUCGACUUUGAUAAAGAAGCAGACCUUUUUCUACUGAAGGAUAUAGUAUUCAAAUCGGAAAGAGGCGAAUUUAAAAAUAAUCCUGAAUUUAAAAUACAAGGACAGCGUUUGUACAAAAACCAAAUUUUCAAGUGUUUGGUAGAAGAACCAUUCUAUAGAAAGAGCACAUAUAAUUCAAGAGAAAUUGUUGAACUAAGAUCAACUCAUCACGAAACACUGGAAAAUCUUAUAUUUGUGCCAACAAAAGACUAUAUAUAUAAUCACAAAAUGCCCUCUAACCUUGUGAAAAUGAAAGUAACUUCCGCAUUUAUAAGUGAUAUAUGGACACCAAAAACCUCCACACAAGCAGCAGCUGAUUUAAACCCUUGGCUAUUUCAUUCAAAGGAUGGUCAUCAAAUUAUUUCCUCCGAAACGAUCGGCCGUCUAGAGCACGACACCAUUGUGUACACUGAAUCUGCGACAUGUUUUAAUAGUUCCAAGAUUGGCGCGCAAAUUUGCUCAAAGCAUGCAGAAUAUGUGACCUGUUUUCCUUGCGCUGCGUCAAAUGUUAUCAACGUACCUGAUAAAUGCAUUUUAGAAAAAAAACUUUUUCCAAAAUACAUACCAGGAAUGCUUUUAGAAAUUGUCAUGUACUUUGCCCUUGUCGAACAUAUCAAGGAUAAUACUCCAUUGGUAGCAUUCUUGGAUCAAGACAUUUCAUUAAACAGUCAUUUAUUGGAAUGCAUUUUUCAAUACUUCAAAUACAAGUUAAUGUUGUACAGGAAUGUUGAGUCCAUAAAAACAGCAGUAGCAUCCAGUAGAUAUCAAAUUAUUCUUUUGACAACCAAUAUCAAUGAAAUAGAAGAAAUUUUGAACCAGUUGGAAAGUAUGAGAGUCCCUGUCUAUUUCUUUUCCAGUCUAAUGAGCAAAUCCUUAGAAAGAAAUAUUCGUCAUAAAUUUCCAAAUGUAUCUCUCACUCAGAUAAACUGUGACCAGGUACUUUCUCAAGAAACGUUGACAAAUACCAUUCCAAAGGUAAAAAAGUGGUUAUCAUCAAGGCAAAUAAAGAAUAGCUUAGGACAAAUAGAGUUACCUCCAUGUAGGAAUGGACAUAUUUUAUCGUUUGAAAAUUUUUCAAAAAAUACAAAUGAAAUAGUUGCAGAAAGCAUACCUGUGGCAAGAUUCCAAGGACAACUGUUUAGUAAACACGCUCUAUAUAUCAUAAUAGGCGGUCUAACGGGAUUAGGUUGGGAAAUACUUAAAGCGAUCGCUGCAAUUGGUGGAGGAGUGUUAGUGAGUAUUUCCAGAAGACCACCUAAUGAGUUACAACUUCAGAAUAUAGAUAUGGUAAAAAAUAAACAUAGCUGUCAAAUAGAAACUCUUCAAGCUGAUAUUUCAAUUUUUUCUUCCAUAUCGAACGCGUUUGCACAAAUCAGAAAUUCUUUUCCAGAGCAAGAAAUAAAAGGAAUUUUUCAUGGUGCAGCUGUUGUCGAUGAUGCUCUCCUACCUGAUAUGACGGAACAUAAAUUUGAUAAGGUCCUUAGACCAAAAGUUUUAGGCACAUGGAAUCUUCAUCUCUUGUCAAAGGAUUUACCACUUGACUACUUCAUCUUACACUCUUCAAUAACAUCAGCAUUUGGAAACGCUGGUCAGACCAAUUAUGGUGCAGGAAAUUCCUUUAAAGAUUCAAUUGCAAUGUUUAGAAGAGGUAUUGGGCUUCCUGGUCAAACAAUCAAUUGGGGUGCUCUGAAAUUAGGUCUAAUAGAUGAAAAAACUGAAAAACAUCUUGAAUCACAAGGAUUUCCGACUAUGGAGGAAAGUGACAUAAUUCAAUGUUUUCUUCACAGCCUAUUUGUAGACCCGGAACAAAUCAUAUGCGCAAUAGUUGAUUGGAAAACCGUAUUGCACGUAUCACCAGACAUGUUGCACAUAAUUUCAAGAAUCCAACCAAUAAUUGAUGAUCUAAAUAUUCAAUACUCAACUCGUCAAACAGGACAGAAUUCUUCUUACAUUCAGGUCGUUCAGACAGAUGACUUUCAAAAACUAUCAACAAAAGAAAGGAAGGAAAAGAUAGAAAAAACAUUAUCUCAAAUUGCAGCUGAAGCAUGCGCAGUUGAUAUAACAAUGAUUAAGUUAGACACAAAGUUUGCUUCUUUGGGAAUGGAUUCAAUGAAAGGAAUGGCUUUUAUCAACAGUAUUUACAAGUACAUCAGUUGUAAAAUUCCUGUCCUUGCUGUUCUAGAAGAAGAAUCAACCAUAGCAAGUGUCGCGGAAAUCAUAUUGGAACAGAUUCAGGUUGAAAUAAGCAAAUUUGAAAAUCCAGCAAUUGGAAAAGAUGCAAUGAAAAAGAGUGUUAUGACUGAAAAGGUGCAAGACUUAAAGACAGAAAAGUUGAAAGAGAACACAAAAUUACAAGGUAAUUCUUAA